CAGAAGCAAGCCACAAGAGUGAAGUGUGAGAUAGAUGGAAGAGAUUCGAGAGGCUGCGUUAGCCUAUUACGAAGCUGGAACUCAAGAGCAGAAGCAAUUGGCAUGGGCAUUUUUCCAAACCUUGGAUGUUGAUGGAGACGGGACAGUGAGCAUCCAGGAGUUCGUCAACUUCCUCAGGGGCAGGGGCUACCGGUUGUUCGAUAAUCCCAGCUUUUACCGGGCAGUUGACCGUGACGGCAAUGGGUCUCUGGAUUUCUACGAAGUUCUCACCUUCUUCUAUAUAAUUAAAAGCGGUAGACCUUUCUGUGAUGGGUGUGGAAUUUUCUUGAAGGGUUUGUUUUUCACUUGCCUUAACUGCUAUGAAAGCGGCCAUAACACAUUCGAUCUUUGCUCUGCGUGUUACCGCGGCAAAAGGUUCAGUCACCAGCACGCAGCCAUUUUAGAUAACUACAGUUUGUUGACGCACAAGAGGAAGAUGACCAUGGCAGGACACGGACAAACAAAUAUGAGUCAGCCAACUUCUCGAGGGAGUUCCAGCUUGAAGCGAGGGAAGUCAAGUCAUGAGAAAGUGACGGUAGCAUUUGAGGCGCUUAACGCUGGAGUUGCCAUUGCCGAUGCUUGCAGCACUAUGUAGGCAUUUUAUGGUUGAAACAUCUGGUUAUAAUUAAGGAUCUGGUGACUUUCACCUACUCUAUGUACUUUAUUUUUUCUGCUGGAAACUGUACUAUUUGAUUAUGAAUAGUCAUGCAUAUUCUGCAUUUUUGCUGAAACUGUGGCUUGAAGUAAAAAGGCAAAUAGCCUGGUUUAUACCAA
Messenger RNA from Vitis riparia (riverbank grape), 813 nucleotides. RefSeq lists its product as uncharacterized. The coding region runs from base 35 to 634 and encodes 199 amino acids. Gene Ontology annotation, molecular function: calcium ion binding. The transcript is spliced from 3 exons. Lineage: Eukaryota; Viridiplantae; Streptophyta; Magnoliopsida; Vitales; Vitaceae. The record is from RefSeq and is a predicted model, not a curated record.